UGAGACUCUAUACAACAUUGUUUCCCAUGUCAAAGAAAGCAUUCACAGGUUGCAGACAUCUGUGGAAAAGUCUGAGGAACAUCUCAGUUCAAGAAGCCAAUCUAUUUUGGAUUCUUUGGAGACUGUGGCCAAGACAAUGCAAAAAACUGCAAGAGUCCAGAGUGAUCUGUUGUUUGAGGCAAUGCAGGACAAAGGCAAUAGGGAGCAGGCCAUCCUUGAGAUACAAAAGAGAUUUGAAACUAAACAAGCAGAGUUUAUGGAAAUGAAGUCCAGCCUGAAGCACCUUGAAAAUUUAGUUGCCCAGCAGAGUAAGGACUUUCAGCAGCUUUGUGAGCAACUAGGACAACUGAAUGUUCCUGGUGUCCUAGAAGAGAUAAAGAGAUUGAUCUUGGUGCCUCAGGUACCUAAGCAUGUGAAAGACAGCACUUCUCAGACUUCACCAUCUCUGACCCAGAGCCUCAAUUUCACCAGACAAGAAAAGUACACCUCUGAAGAGUCAGGUACUUGGCAGGCCCAGGCACCCUCUGAUGCAAGGAAUUCUAAUACAGGCUUUCUGAAACCUGGAGAGUUUGCUGUCUGGGAUGAGGGAGCAAAGAGUGAUGGUCUCCAAGAAGAGACUGUGCUGCCAGCAGUUGGGCCCCCUAAAGGAGAUGGGUAUGUAAAAAAGGCUAUCACUAAAAUAAGUCCCAAGAACCAUGGCUCUAGCAUUCCAGGAUACAAGGUUUGUGGUGACAGGGACUUGUUUUCCCAAAAUGCCUCACAGCUCAUAUCCCAGGACUUAAACAAUUUUGCAACCACCAUUAGGAAUGUCUGCCCAAAAUAUCAAGCCCAAUGCAUGUUUUCUUAUGACCCAUGUGAACAGUUGGUGACUGAACAGAAAGGUAGGACUGUAGGAAGAGGGAGGAAAGGCAAGAAGCCACAGCCAAAGAAAGCCCCCAGAGGCAGGCUCCUGGAUAGGAAGCAAGAACAAACCCCAAGCAAGACCUAUACUUUCAUUUCUAAAUAUCAGAGUCCCCAGGCUCCAAUGGGACAGCAGGAAUCUCUUGCUAAGCCCCUGCAUCUGUGGAGUCCCAGAACAAGAAGAUCCACAAAGCCAGUUUGCCAUGUUCUAGGAGGAACAGCCAGUAAGACAGCAAGAGCAGCUGAAGGGAGCCUUUUGCAGUUCACCAGGUACUCUUUCCAAGACAACAAGCUGCUAUCCAGCAGUUCCCAGGGGGACCACCAGAUGAGCUGGUUCAGUGACCUCAACCUUGAAGAUUCAGAGCCUCUUCUGUGUAAGCAGGAAGGGAAGACUUUGUUCUAUGACCUGGGUUUUGAUAGUAGUGAUGAUGACUUCUGA
This is a messenger RNA of Castor canadensis (American beaver), 1339 nucleotides long. The record is from RefSeq and is a predicted model, not a curated record. Lineage: Eukaryota; Metazoa; Chordata; Mammalia; Rodentia; Castoridae.